Molecule: messenger RNA, 4980 nt
Organism: Oncorhynchus nerka (sockeye salmon)
Lineage: Eukaryota; Metazoa; Chordata; Actinopteri; Salmoniformes; Salmonidae
Product: retinal Mueller cells isomerohydrolase-like
Exons: 14
Coding region: 684-2282 (532 amino acids)
Biological process (GO): retinal metabolic process; zeaxanthin biosynthetic process
Molecular function (GO): all-trans-retinyl-ester hydrolase, 11-cis retinol forming activity; beta-carotene 15,15'-dioxygenase activity; retinol isomerase activity
Source: RefSeq, a predicted model, not a curated record
UGUACUGUCUAUCUGGCACCAGAAGGGGGGGAGAGUUAACUCUGACCACAGAAUUCCAUGUAUCUUGCACUACACAUGGUGAAUGUGGCAGACCUCUGCUGUUAAAAUUCUAAGCUCAUUGCAACUGAAGAUGAUGACUUGCAUAUCCCUCUGAUUCUGACCUUCAUCCCUCUAGAUCGGGAUAAAGAAAAGGAAGACCCCCAGUUAAUCAUACAUGUGCACAACAAACACCCUCUGUGUGGGUGCCUACACAGAUUAUUGUAAAACAUUUGAGUUAAAUUAAUCUGAAAUCCAUCCAAUUAGUUCUAAAUACUGUGGGAACAUCUUUCUCUGACGUGUAAAACAUUUGAUACAAGCUAGAAAGAUAUUGCAUAAUGAAGUACAUUACUUUCCUGUUUUUUCUCUUGAUUUAGGUAUGUUUGUGGGUUCAGGUUAGCAAAUGUGGUUCUGGUCUUAAUUACGCUGAGAAAUUCCUGAAGGAGGAGUAUUGGGGCGGUGGGUUAAAAGUACAUGGAAAAGUGAAUGGUCUGGGUACAAAGGGAUUCUUGUUUCAGAGACCUCUGAUUGGUUUGGGGGGAGGUUCUCAAACUCCCGGCGCUCUGCCUGGGAAUCUAACAGUGUCUAUAAAGGCUGCUGAUCACUCCACAGUUCAGACUGAUUUCCUACACACUGUCAAUAGGAAAAUGGUUAGUCGAAUUGAGCAUCCGGCUGGUGGCUACAAGAAAAUCUUUGAGACAUGUGAAGAGUUGAAUGAGCCUAUUCCUGCUGUGGUUGUAGGUGUGAUCCCAGAAUGGCUGAGCGGCAGUCUGUUGCGUCUUGGACCCGGCCUGUUUGAGGUGGGGGCUGAGCCUUUCUACCACCUCUUUGAUGGCCAGGCCCUCAUGCACAAGUUUGACCUAAAGAACGGCCAUGUGACCUACUAUCGGAAAUUUGUCAAAACAGAUGCCUAUGUGCGAGCCAUGACAGAGAAAAGAGUGGUCAUCACAGAGUUUGGAACAGCAGCCUACCCAGAUCCUUGCAAAAAUAUAUUCUCAAGGUUUUUCACCUACUUCAAAGGGAUUGAGGUGACAGAUAAUUGCUUAGUGAACGUGUACCCUGUUGGUGAGGAUUUCUAUGCCUGCACAGAAACCAACUACAUCACCAAAGUCGACCCAGACACACUGGAGACUCUGAAAAGGGUGGACCUGUGUGACUACCUCUCGGUCAAUGGAGUGACCGCUCAUCCACACAUUGAAAGUGAUGGAACGGUGUACAACAUUGGGAACUGUUUUGGGAAGAAUAUGUCACUGGCCUACAACAUUGUCAAAAUUCCUCCCACACCAAAAGAUAAGUCAGACCCCAUUGCAAAGUCCAAGGUUCUUGUGCAGCUCCCCAGCAGUGAGAGAUUCAAGCCCUCCUAUGUUCACAGCUUUGGAAUGACAGAAAACUACUUUGUCUUCGUUGAGACUCCAGUGAAGAUAAACCUUCUAAAAUUCUUGACCGCUUGGAGCAUCUGGGGCACAAAUUACAUGGAUUGCUUUGAGUCAAACGAAACCAUGGGUACAUGGUUCCAUCUGGCUACAAAGGACCCAGCUGAAUACAUAGAGCAUAAAUUCAGGACUUCUGCCUUCAAUCUCUUCCAUCACAUCAACAGCUAUGAGGACGAUGGCUUCAUUGUUGUUGACCUGUGUACUUGGAAAGGCCAUGAGUUUGUCUACAACUACCUAUAUCUGGCCAACCUGAGGGAGAACUGGGAGGAAGUGAAGAAAGCUGCUAUGAGGGCACCUCAGCCAGAGGUCCGGCGAUACGUUCUGCCCAUGGACGUCCACAAGGAGGAACAGGGGAAGAAUCUGAUAUCCCUUCCGUACACCACAGCCACUGCAGUGAUGCGCAGCGAUGGAACCAUCUGGCUGGAGCCUGAGGUUCUGUUUUCUGGACCACGACAAGCUUUCGAGUUCCCUCAGAUCAACUACAGUAAGUUCUCUGGGAAGAACUACAGCUAUGCCUAUGGACUGGGCCUGAACCACUUCAUCCCUGACAGGAUCUGCAAACUGAACGUGAAGACUAAGGAUACGUGGGUGUGGCAGGAGCCAGACUCUUACCCCUCAGAGCCCAUCUUUGUGCAGACCCCAGAUUCUGUGGAGGAAGAUGACGGGGUGUUGUUGAGCAUCGUGGUGAACCCUGGAGCAGACCAGAGACCAGGGUAUCUCCUCAUCCUCAAUGCCAGAGACCUGACAGAGAUCGCACGGGCUGAGGUGGAGGUCAUCAUCCCUGUCACCUUCCAUGGAAUGUACAAGCCUUAGGACUACGUUCUCAAACACAUCUACAAUACCACUCCACAGGAGAAAGGGACAAUAAUAAUACUAAAACCUUUGUUGGGAAUGUUAAAAAAAUAUAUAGAUAUAUAUCACUGAUGUAACCUGUUCGUGGCUUAGUUUCGAAAUCAAUGUUGUGAUAUACACUGUACAAAAGUAUGUGGACAGCCCUUCAAAUUUGUGGAUUCGGCUAUUUCAGUCACAUCCGUUGCUGAAAGGUAUAUAAAAUCGCACACACGGCCAUGCAAUCUCCAAAGACAAACAUUGGCAGAAUGGCCUUACUGUAGAGCUGAGUGACUUUCAAUGGGGCAUCCUACCAUCAUAGGAUGCCACCUUUCCAACAAGUCAGUCAAACAUCUGCCCUGUUAUGAGCUGCCCCGGUGAACUGCUGUUAUUGUGAAGUGGAAAUGUCUAGGAGCAACAACGGCUCAGCCGUGAAGUGGUAGGUUACACAAGUUCACAGAAUGGGACCGCGUAAAAAUCACCUGUUGCAACAUUCACUACUGAGUUCCAAACAUCCUCUGGAAGCAACGUCAGCACAAGAACUGCAUUCUCUGGAGUGAUGAAUCACUCCUCCCCAUCUGGCAGUCCGAUGGACGAAUCUGGGUUUGGAGGAUGCCAGGAGAACUCUGUACCUGCCCCAAUGCAUAGUUUGGUGGAGGAGGAAUAAUGGUCGGUGGCUAUUUUUCAUGGUUUGGGCUAGUUCCCCUUAGUUACAGUGAAGGGAAAUCUUAACGUUACAGCAUAAAAUUACAUUCUAGAUGAUUCCGUGCUUCCAACUUUGUGACAACAGUUUGGGGAAGGGCCUUUCCCGUUUCAGUAUAACACCCCUGUGCACAAAGCGAGGUCCAUGCAGAAAUGGUUUGUCAAGAUCGGUGUGGAAGAACUUGCCUGGCCUGCACAGAGCCCUGACCUCAACCCCAUUGAAGACCUUUGGGAUGAAUUGGAACGUUGACUGCAAACCAGGCCUAAUUGCCCAAUAUCAGUGCCAGACCAUACUAAUGCUCUUGUGGCUUAAUUGAAGCAAGUCCCCAACAUCUAGUGUGAAUACCUUCCCAGAAGACUGGAGGCUGAUAUAGCAGCAUGGUGGUGACCAACUCCAUAUGUUCCACAAGCAGGUCUCCACAUACUUUUGGUCAAGUGUUGUAUCUGUCAUAAACUCAGACCUAAAGGCCUAGUGCUCAUUAGCUUUAAUGGAACCAUGUACGAUGGCUUCAAAGUAUUCACACCCCUUGACUUUUCACACAUUUUGUUAUAGAUUAAAUUGAAUUGUUAUAUCGAAAUGUUAACCCCGAAUGUGUCACAAGUUGCAUGUACUCAUCCUGUGUGCAAUAGUGCAACAUUUGUAAGGUUUCUCAGUCGAGCACUUGAAUUUCAAACACAAUCAAAACACCAGGAAGGUUUUCCAAGGGCACCUAUUGGUAGAUGGGUAAAACAAAAGCAGACAUUGAAUAUCCUUUUUGAGCAUGGUAAAGUUAUUAAUUACACUUUGGAUGGUGUAUCAAUACAACCAGUCAUACAAAGAUACAAGUGUCCUUCCUAACUCAGUUGCCGUAGAGGAAGGAAACUGCUCAGGAUUUCAGCAUAAGGCCAAUGGCAACUUUAAAACCGAGUUUAAAGGCUGUGAUAGAACUCAUGGACAAACAUUAACCUAAAUGAGUGAAAAGGAAGCCUGGGCAGAAUCAAAUUAAUCCAAAACAUGGAUCCUGUUUGCAACAAAGUAAAACUGCAAAAGAUGUGGCAAAGAAAUUAACUUAAUCCUGAAUACAGUGUUGUGUUUGGGUCAAAUCCAACAUUAGUAACACUCCAUAUUUUCAAGCAUGGUGCUGGUUGCAUCUUAUGUUUUUUUUUUUUUAGAGAGAAACCUGGUUGUCUGCUUUCCAAGAGACAUGGAGACAAAUUCACCUUUCAGCAGGACAAUAACCUAAAACAAGGCCAAAUAAACACGAGUUGCUAACCAAGAUGACAUUGAAUGUUCCUGAGUGACCUAAUUACAGUUUUGCCUUAAAUCUUUGGCAAGACUAGAUAAUGGCUGUCUAGCAAUGAUUAACAGAAUUUGAAUAUUUAAAAUGUGCAAAUAUUGUAUAAUCUAGGAGAGCAAAACUCUUGAUGUAUACAGAAAGACUCAGCUGUAAUCGUUGCCCAAAUUUGUUCAAACAUGUAUUGACUCGGGAGUGCAUACUUAUGUUAAUGGGAUUUCUGUAUUUUAUUUUUAAAUACAUUUGACAUAAACAUGUUUUCCCUUGAGUAUUGUGUGUAGAUGGGUAUUUAAUACAUUUUGAAUUCAGGCUGUAACAAAAUGUGUAAAUAAGUCAAGGGGUAUGAAGGCACUAUGUAAGAAUUAACACACAACAAUUGUUUUUCCUUCUAUGUUUCAAGUUGUAUUUACACAUUCUUUUAUUCAAUGCCAUUACAAAUCUCCAAUGUGUUUUCUGUGAUCAGCACUUCAUUGUUAAGGUAAUUAGGGCCUUAAGGCAUUUUGUCAGAUUCAAGACCUUUUUCUAAAAGACAAUUGUAAAAAAAAUUUUUUUACAUUCGGAGUAAUGGAGUCCUUAUUUUCUCUUUGGAGAGUUGGUAUUCCUGUUGUUUGAUGAUUUUCAGACAAUCACUCAAAACCUAAUGAGAAAGAAAAUGUAAUGGUCAUGUGUAAACUGAUAACGAUUCACAGAUAAAAGGACUUGCAACA